This is a messenger RNA of Polistes canadensis, 1283 nucleotides long. RefSeq names its product endocuticle structural glycoprotein SgAbd-1-like (gene CPR14). Bases 93 to 524 code for a protein of 143 amino acids. Lineage: Eukaryota; Metazoa; Arthropoda; Insecta; Hymenoptera; Vespidae. The record is from RefSeq and is a predicted model, not a curated record. The transcript is spliced from 4 exons. Gene Ontology annotation, molecular function: structural constituent of chitin-based larval cuticle. Gene Ontology annotation, cellular component: chitin-based extracellular matrix.
UAAAGAGCCGAAGCAUCUUACGAAGAAGCACAAGUACCAACCCAUCUGCAUCGCAAGCUCCCCGACCGGUGUCAGUGUAACCGAAAGAGAUUAUGUACACUAUUAAGGUGUUGGUGAGUCUCGUACUCUGUACGGCAGGAACAUUUGGCGCACCUCAACGACCAUCGGGUGGUGCUGACAAGGAUGCGGUGAUUACGUCUCAACAACUCGAAGUCAAUUUCGAUGGGAAUUACGUAAAUAACUUCGAAACUAGCAACGGCAUCAGCCAUCAAGAAUCCGGUCAACCAAAACAAGUCGACAACGAGACUCCAGUAGUCUCCCAGGGUUCGGACAGUUACACGGCCCCAGAUGGACAACAGGUUAGCAUAACGUACGUCGCUGAUGAAAAUGGAUUCCAGGUUCAAGGUUCGCAUAUCCCAACGGCACCUCCAAUCCCUCCUGAGAUCCAAAGGGCGCUCGAAUGGAACGCGGCUCACCCCGAGGAGGACUCUGAUGGUCAAGGCAGACCGAGCCCGAGAGGUUAAACAGCCAAACUUUACCUCAAAUGUGACCUGAUUCCAAGCCAGCUUGCCAUGGAUAGAACCGACCCCGUGCUACCGACGCAAACCAUAAAAAGAAAUAUAGUUUAGUAUAUUAAUCUAGGAUACACGUAACCGAAAGCAAAAGGCAUUUCAAGACCGGUAUAUAAUAACUAUAUACUUCCGCGAUAUUAUGUUAGAUUUUUUUUAUUUGUAUAAGAGGUAUGAAGAUGAAAACAAAAAUUAACUAGGAAAAAUUGAAAAAACAAAAAAAAACAAAAAAAGAAAAAAGAAAAAGAAAAAGAAACGAUAUAAGUAAAGUAAAGUAAAGUAAAGAAUGAAAAUCCAUUUCUACAAAUAACAACGCACCGUAAAGCAAUUCAGACGAAUAAAUGUUUAUCGAGUUGCUUGAAAAAAUACGAACACGCGGCGGCAAUUCCCUUCUGCGCGUUUCGUCAUUGGUGCAGUGCACCGAUCCACCGUGCUUAGUAUAUAGAUUAUUAUAUAUAAUAUAUAUAAAUAUAUAUACACUUAACUUGUGAUUUCUGUAUAUAAAUAAAAAGAAUACAUUCUGCCGAAAUCCGACCGAGUUUAUCCAAAUUUCUAUCGUUCACGCUAAUUCAACCCUAACCAACUAUACCAACACUACCCCAACCCCUCUUUUUACCGCCACCUAUUCUUAAAUGACGGCAGUUAACAGUAUAAAAUGUUCAUGUAAUUCACUAUGUGCAAAUGGCAAUUAUUAAAUGCUUAAAACAAAAAAAA